Trichobilharzia szidati is the source of this 369-nucleotide messenger RNA. NCBI's taxonomy places the organism in Eukaryota, Metazoa, Platyhelminthes, Trematoda, Strigeidida, Schistosomatidae. The record is from the annotation of a GenBank genome assembly.
ACAGGAUAUCAAACAUCCAAUGGACAAUUUCAUCAAUUUCAUAAUGAAUCUAAUUCACCUGAUGAUGAAGUUACUAGUCAAAGACGAAUAGGACAAGUUUGUCAGUGCAUUUCAACAGCUGGGAACAGUAAUCCAACGCCUACUACUGCGUCAGCUGCUGCUGCUGCUGUUGACAGUUGUGUUUGUGCUGAUACACUCAACUAUUCUGCAUUAUUCAAAUGUGAAGAAAGUUGUUCAGGUGGAAAACGGUAAUCCGACCAACACCAGCAACAAAGCGAACACGAACAAAAACCAUUUCGACAACAACGACAACAAAUAAUCAGGCGACAACCAUCUUGUAGUUAUGCUGGAUCCUGUGAUCGUUGUGAU